CCUUCGUAGACACACCAAAGCGGGAAAAAGUAAUCUUCGUAACACUUUUUCUCUUCCUCAGCCUUGCCUUCUCUGUUCCAUGGCUUAAACUCUUAAAAACCCAUUGUGUCUUUGCUGAUUGUUCCCUUUUAACUUGCACCAUAUUAUCUGAUCUGGGUUUUCUUUAUUUCUCAUUCAGAUCAUAGUUUUCCAAGAAAAAGAAAGCUUUCUUUUCUUCUUUGUUUGCUUCAGUAACCUUCGAAAGAAAUAAAGACCCGGCUUUACUUUCCCCCUUUUGCUUGUAGUAACUUCUUGUAUUGGUAUAAUGAGAUUCUGAAACAUGAGAUUUUGUUUCAAGGAGGCAGAAUAUUGAUAAACCUUCUUUGGUUGUUUGAAAACUUUAACAAUGAGAAGAGGUAGAGGAAAAGCAAAGAAGCAGAAUGUCGUCUCUUCUCUUGAUGAUCUGGGAAGCGGUGAGGAUGAAAAAAUUCCGGCUUAUAAGAGAAGAGGAAGGUCACAAAAGCAGAAGGACGAUUUCGAUGACGAUGGAGUGGAGAAGACUGAAGAAGAUGGUGAAGACUUAAAAGGUUCAGUUCUUGCCAAUGAGAUGAAAAAUCAGGCUGCCACGGAGAAUGGAGGGAAGAGGAAAAGGUCAAUGCAAGCAAAAGAAAACAUAGAUUCAAUCAAGAAAGGAAAUGGUGUUACAACAAAGUUGAGCACUGGUGACUCAACUAAACCAGUCGGAUACCGGCAAUACGGUAGCAGGCGCAAAAGCAAGCCUCGACGUGCUGCUGAAGCUGUUGUUGAGUGCAAGUGAGGUUCCAGAUUCACUGUGGAUUUUGUCUUCUUUCUUAUACCAGAAAAAAAGAUCAUUCCACAAGCAAUGCUGGCCUGUGCGUGUAUGAAAUCAAAUGUUUCUUUUUGUUGCUCGUUAUUUGUUUUUGCAGUUUUCGUGUUCCAUUUCCCUAACAGUUAAUUUUGGUUUCGAGCUAUUUCGAUAAGUAAUGCAUGUAAUAUUCUACGGAGUCAUCAAAAAUUGAAAGGAAAAAAAACAUUUUUCUAGUGAUUUUUACCAUGAGAAA
Molecule: messenger RNA, 1061 nt
Organism: Hibiscus syriacus
Lineage: Eukaryota; Viridiplantae; Streptophyta; Magnoliopsida; Malvales; Malvaceae
Exons: 2
Coding region: 386-796 (136 amino acids)
Source: RefSeq, a predicted model, not a curated record